AUGAAAGCAGACAUAGACGGCCUGGCUGCCCACGACCUUAAACGACUAGGCCAGGUGGCGACGUCCACUUAUCGCGUGGUCGAAACGAAAGCCGUUGUGGUGUCCAGUGUAGCAGAAGAUUCCGACACUUGGCGCGAACAUCCAGCUGCGACGUACGCGCAUGUUGCUCCAUAUGCUGCUCAUGCUGAUGUCGAUGGGUAA
Molecule: messenger RNA, 201 nt
Organism: Peronospora matthiolae
Lineage: Eukaryota; Oomycota; Peronosporomycetes; Peronosporales; Peronosporaceae
Source: the annotation of a GenBank genome assembly